AUGAUUGCAGAAGAAAGACAGCAAAAAUGGGCAGGCAAACAAGCCAAGAAAAAGGGAACGACGAAAGUAGCGUUUAAAGUUUGCUGUCCUCAUGAUGGAAUAAAGAUGAACAGCUCAAAGGAAUGUAGCAAGCAGGAGAAGCCAGUAUUGUCUUUCUCUAUUGAAGAGAUCUUAAAAAAACCAUCCACUGAGGUUUGCCUACACAACACAAUGACCUGCAGUAACCAAGCUGAAGCUGCUGAAAUCCUGAGAUUAGAACCAGUGAUGGGAAUGUGUAAGGAUGAGAAAAAGGGGAAGCGUAGGAUCAGGACAACAUUUACAGCAGAGCAACUCCAGGAACUAGAGCGAAUCUUCCAAGCAACACACUAUCCAGAUGUCAAUGUUCGCAAUCAGUUGGCAGCAAAAAUCAAUCUUCCAGAAGCCAGGGUCCAGAUCUGGUUCCAGAAUCAGAGGGCAAAGUGGAGGAAACAUGAACGGUUUGGCAAUUUUGGUGGUCUGCAGCAUCUAACUGAGGUUGAUUAUAUUCCUGCUCCAAAGGCAGAUAUAACAGGCCCUUGUCUAAUGUCCAGCAAUCUUUCUGGCAUGGAUCUCCAAACAUGGCACUACUCACCUAUGCAAAGGUAUUCCACAUCUGCCUGGUUACCUAACAUGUGGCCCUGUGGCCCUCUGACCAUGGAUCCUGUGGUGAUCUCCAAACAUUAUCAGCACCUUGACUAUCUCCCUCCAUACAGUCUAUCAGCUCAGCCACUGAAGCCAGCCUGGAGAUAUAUCAAUGCCAAUUUUACCUAG
Molecule: messenger RNA, 789 nt
Organism: Sceloporus undulatus (fence lizard)
Lineage: Eukaryota; Metazoa; Chordata; Lepidosauria; Squamata; Phrynosomatidae
Gene: ISX
Product: intestine specific homeobox
Exons: 5
Coding region: 1-789 (262 amino acids)
Biological process (GO): regulation of transcription by RNA polymerase II
Molecular function (GO): RNA polymerase II transcription regulatory region sequence-specific DNA binding; DNA-binding transcription factor activity, RNA polymerase II-specific
Source: RefSeq, a predicted model, not a curated record